CAGGUUUUUCUUGGAGUGAUUUCGUGAGGCUUCAGACGAGGAAAGAUCGGAGCCGUUUUUACGCACCGCGCAAAGAAACGCUCUUCUGAUCUGUUUUGUGUUUUCCCCCAUCGUUUUUACGCGUGCAUUUGUGAAUGAAAGCGUCUGAGGAAGAGGAGGAGGCGCAGGUUAAGUGGACGCUGUUUUCCCUCUGCAAACCUCUGACUUUGUGCGCCGCUCUGGGGGGAGCUGCAAACUUUUUUCUUUAAGAAAAUAAAUAAAAGGCUCAGAUUGCAUUCUUUCCCCCUUCAAACAUUUUGGAGGUGAUGUCAUCGGCCCGUGUUUUGGCUGCUGCAGUUGCGCUCGAGCUCCAGGCAGUGGGCAGCGAUUGAGUCCGGGAAAUCAGGUGCAGAGAGCGGCUGUCGCGGGUGUCUGCUUUCACUUGGACACAUCCUCUGAGCUGGACCGCUGCGGGCUCUCAUCUGCGGGUCUCCAGCGCCGUGGACGCGUAAACGCCGCCGCAGGGCGCUGCAGCCAUGACCGAGCCCGCUCCACGGUACCUGGAGUCCAGCUCGCCGCCGCCGCGUCUUCAUCGCUCCAUCCCCGUCCAGGUGCUCUGCCUACCGCGGCGCAUCAGCACUAAAACACCCGCACGAAUCCAUGCUUGCGCACUGCCGUUCCAUUGAUUUCAUCCGUUUUAAACCCAAUCAAUAAGCUCUCUGUGCCCGUGGAAGGACAUUUUCGAAUGUAAAGCUUCAGACUGGAAAGUUACGCUUGGACAGCCACGUACUACUACUUGGAAAAACUGGGCAUAAACCAGAUUUCGCUGUCUGUUGGGUUCCAGGAAGCCUCUUCGCAGCCAGAAAGUUUUUUUUUUUACGAGCUUUCGCGGAAACAGCGCAUAGGUGUGGGUCGUGUUUGAACUUCACUUCACCUGUUCCCCACACUCCGGAGGAUACAGCUGCGCCCCGCCUCCUGCCCGUUACCGACCGACCGAGCGCGCACCGAGAUGCAGUCCGGCGGUGCCAGCGGGAGCGUCUGCGGACCGUGCGUUCAAACGGAUUAAACAAACACGACAGACGCGAAGCUGUGACCCCGAAGAGCCGUUUCCCAAGCGCGCACGGAGCCACUCGGACGCGGAGGAAGCGAUGUGGGCCUUUCUCUCCACGCUGGCUGUCUUGUAUAUCCAGAUAAUGCUGGUCAUGUGUAAUCCACUACAGGUGUUUGGUGUGGAUGGGGUGAAUUUCAGCGUGCACGUGGAGAAUCAGACGCGUGCACGAGAUGCCAUGAGUCGACGACAUCAUCGCGUGUACCAGCUUUACAGCCGCACGAGUGGAAAACACGUCCAGGUGCUCGGACGCAAAAUCAGCGCUCGUGGAGAAGAUGGAGACAAAUAUGCCCAGCUCGUUGUGGAAGCAGACACCUUCGGUAGCCAGGUGCGAAUCAGAGGGAAGGAAACCAAUUUUUACCUGUGUAUGAACCGCAGGGGAAAGCUCAUAGGAAAGAAGGUCAGUAAUCGUAGUGCGGACUGCGUCUUCAUUGAAAAGGUUUUGGAGAACAAUUACACAGCGCUCAUGUCAGCGCGCUACACGGGGUGGUAUGUGGGCUUCACCAAAAGAGGACGCCCUCGCCGCGGUCCCCACACGCUACCAAACCAGCAGGACGUCCACUUCAUGAAGCGUUUCCCUCCUGGAGAGCAGCCGGACGUAACGCCGUUUCGCUUCACCACCGUUAGCAAGAGAAGCAAGAGAGUCCGUGCAGCACGACCACGCUAAUGCUAAAACUCCACUGUCUCGCUGUGACACCACACUAACGUUUACAUGAGGACUAGAAAUAAACAAAGACAGUCAUACCCGACAGUCUAGAGAAAAUGACACAGCUAAUGCUAAACAGGACCUGAGGUAGGACAGUCGCGCCUUAUUUGAACGGACAAUGCUAAAUGGUAAUCUAAGGGUGCCACUGAAAAUUCCACUGGGUUGGACUACGUACAAACCUACUAAUAAACACUAGCUAAUUCACACCAGAACUGUGGUUUACGACAGCUUACUUCUGACACGGAGAAGGCUAACCAAAGCAAACACAACGGAAAGCCCAGCCCAGCAAAGUCUCUACGGGCGGACAAAGCAUUAGGCUGUUUAUCCCGCUAACAGCCCACAAUCCCAUAAUGGAGAAACGAUCCUCCCAGCACUCUAAACAAAACACAACCACAUUGGCCUGUAGACGCUGAUCAUGUUGCAAUUUUCCCAGGACAAAACUUCCAAAGCCUGGACGUGAUCCCACAUAAGGGAGAGGAACAGAUAUUCCUGAACUGGAGUAGAAAAUGGAAAUGAGAGAAUAUCGUAAGCCCUUUUGAUAUUUAAUCACAUGUAGAAUGUGAAUUAAUUCAAUUCAUAUUUCACUAGUUAAAACGCUAGUUCUUGAUAUCAGCAAUGGAAUUACUACUAGUGAACAUGCUGAUUUUUUUAUCAGUAAUUACAUUUGCACUAGUAAACUGUUAAUUCUUGAUAUAAAAAAAUGACACUUACUUGCAGAAAUACCCAUUCUUGAUACCAAAAAUAAAAUAUCAUAAUUUUUUAUACCUGAAAUGUUUAUUUGAGAUUUCUAUAAUGUUAUUGCAACUAGUAAGAAUGCUUUUUAAAAUAUCUUAAAUUACUCUGCAGUUUAAUGAUAUCUGAUAUCCAUUUCCAAAUCUAGCAUGUUGAAAUUAAUUAAGAGAUAUAAAAACAUUUUUCUAGUUGUAAUUUAAUUGUGGAUUUCAAUAAUUGGUAUUUUGACACCAUAAAUCAAGAAUGAAUGUUUUUCCUAGAGCAAAUGUGAUUAUUGAUAUCACAAAAUUAGCAUUUUAACUAGUCAACAUUGAAUUUUAGAUAUCUAUAAUUAAUUUCCUGCAUGAUUAAAUGUCAAAACGGCUUGCCAUAGAGAGAAAGACUAAUGUUACAUGAGAGUCUCCAUCUGAUAAGACCUGCCUUGGGAUAGUGUACACAAAUAAGAAAAUUCUGACAUUAUUUACUCACCCUCAUGUCAGGACUUUUUUUCUUCGGUGGAACAAUAUUCUGUGAAAUAAUCUUCUAGCAGUUCAUAGUCUGCCAAGCUCCAAAUAGGACAGAAAACACCAUAAAAGCACCAUAUAUACAGUAUAAGUAGUCCAUAUGACUUAAAUGGUAUGAUCCGAGUCUUCUCGAGCCACGGGAUAAGUUUUUGUGAGGAACAGACCAAAAUGUAGGUCAUUAGUCAAAAAAAAAAUGAACAAACAAACAAACAAUAAAAGGAGUAAAUGGAAUGGAAAAACAAGUCAAUUGGACUACUUUUAUGAUACUUUUAUUGUGCCUGUUUGGAGCUCUACAGUUGUGGUCACGAUGAACUGUCAUUGUAUGGAAAAGAGCUGCGUGAAGAUAAAGUUAACAGCUUUGAGAUUGUAAUGACAUAAUGGGUGAGUAAAUAAUGACAGAGCUUUCAUUUUUGGGUAAACUAUUGCGUUGAAGCUAAUGAAUGAAUGAACGAAUGAAUUUAAUUCUAUAAAAGUGUGUUUGCGUGUGUGUGUGUGUGUGUGUGUGUGUGUGUGUGAUUGCAAAAGCAUAUUUCAUGUUGUGUCUAAGACCAUGAGGGAUAUAAUUUGUGACCUAUAAAAACAUGGACCAUUGAGGAAUGAACGGAAUUUACAAGAACUGGAAUGUAUACUUUCUCAAAAGCUGCACCAAAUACAAACUAAAGACCAAAGACAAAAGGUGACCAAUGACAGUGAAAGGUUAACAGCACUGACCUCACGAGAGGAGAGCGGGAAGGGGUGAGCUGACACGGAAUGACACAAGGAGCAACUUUCCUGUUUGGAUUUCAUGUGGGAUGCUGCUACUGGGAAUUUUAGCGAAGAACCAAAGUCUUAUACCAGCGCAUUAAAGGGAAAACAUUACAAAACUUUUCUAAAUAUAAAUAUAUAUAUAAAUAUAUAUAAAGAUUAAUGCUGACCUAGUGAUAUUACUUUGACUGCUACUAUCAUUGUUGUUACUAUAAAAGAAUUUCACUUAUUUAUUUUAUCUCUGUGUACAGCAACAAUCUUUUCAAAGCCAGUAAACUGUACAGAAACGUGUCCAUGUUU
Messenger RNA from Myxocyprinus asiaticus (Chinese sucker), 4072 nucleotides. RefSeq names its product fibroblast growth factor 18-like. Gene Ontology annotation, biological process: fibroblast growth factor receptor signaling pathway; positive regulation of protein phosphorylation; regulation of cell migration. Gene Ontology annotation, cellular component: cytoplasm. Lineage: Eukaryota; Metazoa; Chordata; Actinopteri; Cypriniformes; Catostomidae. The record is from RefSeq and is a predicted model, not a curated record. The transcript is spliced from 5 exons. The coding region runs from base 1128 to 1754 and encodes 208 amino acids. Gene Ontology annotation, molecular function: growth factor activity; type 2 fibroblast growth factor receptor binding; type 1 fibroblast growth factor receptor binding.